Molecule: messenger RNA, 629 nt
Organism: Dentiscutata heterogama
Lineage: Eukaryota; Fungi; Glomeromycota; Glomeromycetes; Diversisporales; Gigasporaceae
Source: the annotation of a GenBank genome assembly
AGAAUGCUGAACGUAAGGUAUUCCCAAACCGUGGUCGUGGUAGAUCCAGAAAAAUUGUUCAGAAAACUUUGGAUGGAAACGUUGUUCAAAUUUGGGAUUCAAUAACUCUUGCAGGUUAUGCACUUAAGAUUUCGAGAAACCAUAUUUCGGCAUGUUGUAAUAGAAAGCGAAAUAUUGCUGGUGGUUGGCGUUGGAUGUAUUAUGAGGAUUAUAUAGAACAAGACCCUAAUGAAGAGUGGAAAGAAAUAGAGGUAGAUUCACGAAAAUUUAAAGUUUCAUCUCUCGGAAGAGUUCGGUUGCGCAAUGGUUUAAUCUCUCGGGGAUCAUUGCACUCAGGAUAUCUCCGAGUUGAAAAAUAUCGUAUUCAUCGGUUGGUAGCAUUAGCAUUUUGUCUAAAAGAAGAAGGCAAAGAAUACGUAAAUCAUAUUGACGGUGACUCUACUAACAAUAAUUCGAAUGGUAUUUUCGAUGAUGGCUCUACUCAAGAAUUUCUAUCCAUAUCUGAAGCACAACGUAUAACUGGAAUUGAUGGAUCAUAUAUUGGAAAAGUUUGCAAAAGACGUAAAGGUCAUGCUGGUGGAUAUCGUUGGGGACAAGUUCGCAUCAGUGACUCACAAGAGGCGUAUUGA